Molecule: messenger RNA, 1584 nt
Organism: Penicillium vulpinum
Lineage: Eukaryota; Fungi; Ascomycota; Eurotiomycetes; Eurotiales; Aspergillaceae
Product: histidine phosphatase family protein
Exons: 1
Coding region: 1-1584 (527 amino acids)
Molecular function (GO): acid phosphatase activity
Source: RefSeq, a predicted model, not a curated record
AUGGCGUCUCUACACUCAUCUGCCAUGGCUUUACUAGCUCUUGUUGGCAGCACUGCCGCAAUGGCCUCAGGCUCCUCCUCGCCCCCAGCUGGUCCUACUGGUCUUUCAUAUCCGUCCGGGUUUGAUAUGAAAACAAGCUGGGCCAACCUGAGUCCUUAUUCCGAUGCAUCUGAUUUCACUAUCCCCAAGGGUUUUCCAUUGGAGUGUGAACUAUCCCAAGUGCAUGUGCUACACCGCCAUGCCCAGCGGUAUCCGACACAAUGGCUUCUCGAUGGAGAAGGCAUGGAGAGCUUCGCCCAGAAACUGGUCAACUACACCAAGAAACAUCCACACAAGAAGAUCGGCUCUGGAUCACUGGCUUUCUUGGACGAUUGGGAGUACACGCUUGGCUCGAACACUCUGCUUCCCACGGGUGCUGCCACCGAAGCUAGUUCCGGCGCCCAAUUCUGGAGCCAGUAUGGUCGGUUGCUCUAUCGCGCAGAGAACGGUGAGCCAGCCUGGAAUGCUUCGUUGAAUGUGUAUCCUAAUGGCACCGCGCGCCCAAAACCGACUUUCCGCACGACUUCGUAUCCCCGAAUCUUGGAGAGUUCUCGCUGGUGGCUGGGUGGCUUCUUUGGGAACACAGGAGCCAACAGCUCAUACUCGGAAUACGAUCUGACUGUAAUCCCCGAGGUCACAGAUUUCAACAACACCCUAUCUUCGACCAGUUCCUGUUCCAGUGGUUUAGAGCCAGGUGACAACGCUGCUCCUAUAUUCGCCGAGUCUCUUGUCAAAAAUGCCCGGAAGCGCCUUGCUGCACACCUUCCAAAGGAUCUGAAGCUGGACACCCUCGACAUCAUGGCGAUGUUCAAUAUGUGCCCCUACGAGUAUGCGACUCUAGGCCAGUCAUCGUUCUGCGCGCUCUUCACUGAGCAGGAGUGGCGCGACUAUGAAUACUACGUCGAUCUCCAAUUUUACGGUAGCUUCGGAUUCGGCUCCCCAAGUGGCCGCGCCCAAGGAAUUGGAUAUGUUCAGGAACUUGCAGCGCGCCUGCAGUCCAAGCUCAUCAUGAGCAGUGACAGCAGCAUCAACUAUACCUACGAUGAUAACACCAAGUCAUUCCCGCUCGACCAGCCACUGUACAUGGACAUGUCCCACGACGAUGUCAUUGUAUCCGUACUGGCUGCUUUGGGUCUAAGUUACUUCAAUUAUGGUCCUCAUGGUCUGCCUGUCUCCGUUGCACACGCCCCGCGCCGCAACUUCAACAUCAACCAGAUGACACCCUUUGGCGCUCGUCUUUACUCUGAGAUUUGGACAUGUCCCAAGGAUGUCUCGUUUAAGAAUCUCCAGGUGCAGAAGUACAAGAACCCGGAUCUGUCAUCCAAGCCUCACACUACCGAUUAUAUCCGAUUUGUGCUGAACAAUGCGCCCGUGCCUCUGGAUGGUCUUAAGGUCUGCGAUGGCUCUGUGAAUGGAUUCUGCAAGGUCAAAGAUUUCCUCAGUGCUAUGCCUGAUCUCAACAAGCAGGCGAUGUACCAGGAAGCUUGCUUUGGUGACUACAAUAUCACUACUCAAGUGGGCAAUGGACAGCCGAGAAAGCCUUGA